AUGGUAAAUCGUUGCGCUAUUGAAGCUGUAGAUAGAAUGCUUAGAGAUAUUACUGAUUGUAACUUACCUUUCGGUGGGAAAGUGAUAGUUUUUGGAGGAGAUUUUCGACAGGUUCUUCCAGUGGUACCGAGAUGGAAAAAAGAUGAUGUAAUGAAAGCUAGCUUGGUCUUUUCAAACCUAUGGCCUUCCUAUUUACGUUUACCAUUGGUUGAGAAUAUGAGGGCAAAAUCAGAUCCUAUGUUCUGCACUUACUUACUCAAAAUUGGAAAUGGAACAGAAGAAGAACAUACUUGUAAGUGCAUUAUACUUCCGAAUAGUAUAAUUCUACCAUUUGAAGAUGAAAUCACAUCUUUAAAACUUUUGAUACAUUAUGUUUUUCCAAAUAUAGAGGCAUAUGUUGACAAUUUACAUAAUAUGAUAAAUAGAGUUAUUCUUACACCUACGAAUGAAUAUGUUGAUUAUAUUAACAAGAUUUUACUCGAACAAAUUCCCGGUGAUUUUUCCACAUACUAUAGUUUUGAUGAAGCAAUUGACAAAUCGGAACAAAGCUUGCAUGAAGAUUUCUUGAAUACUUUGACACCAAAUGGAUUAUUCAAUGGAACACGCCUUACUUGUCGAAAAUUUGAGAAAAACGUAAUUCUUGCUGAAAUUACAACUGUAUCUCCUUUCUUAACCCUAAACAAAACUCUAGCUUUCUUUCUCAAAACUCUUGCCCUUGUUCUCAAACUUUCACCUAAAGGAGAUAUCCAUUUGAAGUACACUUGA
Molecule: messenger RNA, 765 nt
Organism: Olea europaea var. sylvestris
Lineage: Eukaryota; Viridiplantae; Streptophyta; Magnoliopsida; Lamiales; Oleaceae
Exons: 3
Coding region: 1-765 (254 amino acids)
Biological process (GO): DNA repair; telomere maintenance
Molecular function (GO): DNA helicase activity
Source: RefSeq, a predicted model, not a curated record